Molecule: messenger RNA, 1062 nt
Organism: Aspergillus clavatus NRRL 1
Lineage: Eukaryota; Fungi; Ascomycota; Eurotiomycetes; Eurotiales; Aspergillaceae
Product: methylmalonate-semialdehyde dehydrogenase
Exons: 1
Coding region: 1-1062 (353 amino acids)
Biological process (GO): thymine catabolic process; L-valine catabolic process
Cellular component (GO): mitochondrion
Molecular function (GO): methylmalonate-semialdehyde dehydrogenase (acylating, NAD+) activity; malonate-semialdehyde dehydrogenase (acetylating, [NAD(P)+]) activity
Source: RefSeq, a predicted model, not a curated record
AUGGCAGUCACCCCAUUUACCUUCCCCUUCAUGAUCCCGUUGUGGUCUAUUCCGUUCGCCCUGAUCACUGGAAAUACCUUCGUCCUCAAGCCGUCUGAAAAAGCACCCACCGCGUCCACUCUCCUUGCAACCGCGUUCUUCCGAGCAGGGUUUCCAGCUGGGGUGCUCAACAUUGUCCACGGCGGCCCGUCUGCCGUCGCCAAGUUGCUGUCCCAGCCAUGUAUACAGACGGUCAGCUUUGUCGGCUCCGAAACAGCUGCCGAACGGAUCUACGACCAUGCUCGGGCGACACGCAAGCGAAUCCAGGCCGAAUGCGUUGGUAAAAAUCAUGGUGUAGUGCUGGACGAUGCGGAUAUGAUGGCAACACUGUACGCAAUUGCUGGGAGUGCUUUUGGUGCCGCAGGGCAGAGGUGCAUGGCGAUGAGCGUGGCAGUGUUUGUCGGCUCCACACGAGAGUGGAUUCCGAAACUAGUCGAGCUGGCUGGGUCUAUGGUUGUCGGGUGUCCUAGUGAUCGGAGUGUCAAGAUGGGCCCGUUGAUAAGUGUCGCAGCCAAGGACAAUGUCUGUGGGAUGAUCCAGCGUGCAGUCGAGGAAAGAGCAUCACUCCUGCUCGACGGGAGGGACGUUGAAGUCCCCGACUAUCCGGCGGGUAAUUUUGUAGGACCCACGAUUCUGGCCGAUGUCAAGACGUACAUGGAGUGCUACCAGACCGAAAUUCUUGGUCCAGUUCUGAUUUGCAUGGAAGUUGACACUCUUGAAGAGGCCAUUGAUCUCAUCAACCAGAACAGAUGUAAGCCAAUGCCACUGAAUUGGCGGUUCAUGCUAACGAUUCUAGUCGGAAAUGGUUGCUCUCUAUUUACGUCUAGCGGGCAAAGGGCGACGACCUUCCAGCGCGGUGUAAACGUGGGACAGGUCGGUAUAAAUGUGCCUCUGUUGGGUAUGUAUUGCUCCUUGGUCUACGCCUCUCGCAAAGCUGACCAUAAAAAGCUCCCUAUGGCAUGGCAGUUCGAACGUGUAACAAAGAUUCUUUCCUUGGAGGUAUGUACUCUAUCGCAUAACUAG